CUUGAAAAGGUUUAUGCAGCAACGUUGGUUGUUCAUGUUUAAAGCUGAAAAUUCACGAAUUUAUACUCAAUAAUUUUUACUUUUAUGUGAAUAGAUGUAUUGAAAUUAUAGUUUUUCAUAUAUUUUGUGAAUAACAUUCUGCAAGACAUUUUUAUACUUUUCAUCUGUAUUAUUUAACCUAGUAAUGGCUGGAAGAGUAGUAAAAAAGGCUCCUAAGAAAAAAGGAGCCAAUGGUUAUACCAUGCCUGAGCCAAUUCCAAAGGGAGAAAUAUUUACAGACAUGGGACAGAAAAAAUGGAUAAUUGGUUCAUCUAUUGGAGUCGGCGGUUUUGGUGAAAUUUAUUGUGCUGCAUCCUAUAUGGAGCAAUCGGCUAAGAAUUACAAUUAUGUUAUCAAAGUAGAACCACAUGGAAAUGGCCCUUUGUUUGUGGAAAUGCAUUUUUAUAUGCGAAAUGCUAAAGCUGAUGAUAUCGAAGCCUGGAAAAAGAAAAAGAAGCUCUCUUUGUUUGGCAUGCCAAAAUACAUUGGUUCUGGAAGUCACGAAUGUAACAAAGUAAAAUAUCGUUUUGUGGUAAUGGAACGGUAUGGGACAGACUUAUGGAAUUUAUUCCUUCAAAGUGGUCGCAGAUUUGAAGAACACACAGUAUUCAAAGUAGCUUUACAAAUUAUAAACGUACUAGAGUACAUUCAUCAUAAAACCUAUGUACAUGCUGACAUAAAAGGAGGAAAUUUAUUACUAGAUCUGAAGUCACAAGAUCAUGUUUACUUAGUGGAUUUUGGUCUAGCAUCACAUUAUACCACAAAGUCAGAAUACAAAUUAGAUCCAAAGAAAGCACAUGAUGGUACAAUUGAAUACACUAGUAGAGAUGCACACAUGGGUGUGCCUACGAUGCGUGGUGACUUUGAAAUUUUGGCAUACAACAUAAUACAAUGGUUGUGUGGUUCCUUGCCUUGGGAAAAGAAUUUAAAAGAUGUAUCGGCAGUACAAAAACAAAAGGAACAAGCCUUUGACAACAUUCCAAAGUUUUUGAAAGCCUGUUUUGGCACUGAUGUGCCAAAGCCUGUGAAUGAUUAUAUGAAUCUCUUAGCUGGAAUGAAAUUCAAUGAACCUCCACAGUAUGAUAAAUUUCGUACAAUACUAACAAAUGGUUUAACCAAAUUAGGACACAAGCCAGAUGGUAAAUUGGAUUUCCAUUCGCCUAAUAAUACAACACAGCACACUGUUAGUACGACAAAAAAGAUAAAAAAGGUAACACCCAAAGAUAUGCGAAAGAGUCCUAGAGGAAAGCAAAUAAACUCGAGCCCAACAUCAAGUCCAGCACUGAGUCCUACAGGUGAGAGUCCUGGGGUGAUGAUAAAAAAUAAACGCGGAGGAUUGCGAGAGAUAAAGAAAAUCCUAGAAGAUAUGGAAGAAAUCGAUGACUCGGAUGCCGUUUAUCAAAUUCAAAUAAAAGAGCUUAAAAAUAGGAAAAAAUUGCCAAUCGUUAAGGAUUAUGUUAAAGCUGUUUCCGAGAAACCAAUCAAGAAUAAAAGGCCCAGAAAUAUUUCCAAGAUGUCGCAGUCUGAUUCCGAACCUGAGAUCAUAUCAAAGGGAACAAGAUCGCGUCCUCAAGUUGUACCAAAAUUAAGUCCCGGCAGUCAACCAGGUUCUAUCAAGUUGCUUGGCGAAGAAGAAAGUGACAGUAACGAAGAUAUGUUUGGUGACGAUGAUGAUGAUGAUUCCGGAAGAACGCCACCGAAGAUACGGAAGAAAAAUACAUCAAAUGCUGGCGACAGAUUUGCAAAAAUUCGAACUACUAAAUCUCGUGUACAUAAGAAGGAAUGAAAAAAAGUAGAUGAAGAAUAAGUACAUUGUUAUUUUUUCUCAAAAUACAACCACGUUUAAUUAUACUUUGUAUGAAUAUUCAUUGGAGAAUGUGGGAGCAAAAGACUUUCAUAUGUUAAGACUAGGUCUUGCGUCUUAGUUUAUUUUUAAAUGUUCAUUGAAAUAUUGAGUGCUGAUUGUUGAGCAAUAAUAUUAAUCUUCCUAGUAUUACACAUAUACGUGAAAAAUAUAAAAAUGAUAAUCUGACAUUCGUGAUUAUGAAUGAUUGGAAAUAAACAUUUUUUUAUACACCA
Molecule: messenger RNA, 2118 nt
Organism: Cephus cinctus (wheat stem sawfly)
Lineage: Eukaryota; Metazoa; Arthropoda; Insecta; Hymenoptera; Cephidae
Product: serine/threonine-protein kinase VRK1
Exons: 7
Coding region: 185-1825 (546 amino acids)
Biological process (GO): peptidyl-serine phosphorylation; signal transduction
Cellular component (GO): nucleus; cytoplasm
Molecular function (GO): ATP binding; protein serine/threonine kinase activity
Source: RefSeq, a predicted model, not a curated record